UUUGGCAGGUGCCAAAAGUCGGCUCAACAAGUGGCCAAGACCCUGGAAAACAACAACAAGGUGCUUUGGCGGUAGCACCUCGAUUUCAAGGGCUUCUUGCCUCCGACCGAGCUUUGAAAUACACACAGUUGAGCUCAAUCGCUUCGGACGAUCCGAUUGCGCCCGAGAAACCCGGCGGGAUCUGGUCUCCCUGCGCAAUCCCAACCUUUCUGCCCACAGCUGCCGCGCUGGAGCAUCGACCGGUCCCUAAGGUCGACACCGCCCGAUUCCAUAAUCUGCGCGGUUGCCUGUAAUUGCUGUUUUUCGCACACGAGACCGUCCAGCAAUCCGCCGCACUUUGACUCAACAUGUCCUUCAACUUCGGAACGCCCGCGUCGAGCGCGGCUUCAGGCCAGUCGACGACGACAACGGCCCCAGCUUCUGGCGGCCUGUUUGGUAGCGCGGCUGGCACAACCUUCUCGUUCGGCAAACCCGCUGGCAGCGGAACAAGCACGCCUCAGACUGGUGGAGGGUUGUUUGGGCAGACUCCGGCAUCAACCGGUCAGGCUGGAGGCCUGUUCGGCAACGCGGGCGCCAGUACGACUCCUUCAACGUCCGCGCCCUCCACUAGCACGCCGCUUUUCGGGCAGCAGGCUGGCGCUACAUCCGGAGGGUCGUCGUUGUUUGGCAACGCCAGCAAGCCCACGGGGGCGCUGUUUGGCAACACGUCUACCCCUGCUACGGGAACGGCAACCCCUACUGGGACGCCGAACCUCUUCGGCAACAAGCCUGCUGCUACGACUGCUACGACUGCUGCUCCAUCCACAGGCACUCAGGGUGCGACAACAGGCGGACUCUUUGGGUCCGCAACCACGGCGCCCCAGUCGGGUACACCAACAACUUCAGCAACGGGUGGGUUGUUUGGAAACGUGAGUGGUUCUCUAUUCGGCUCUACAACUCCCGCCACUACCACGAGCGGAGCUCAGGCUACCCCGGCAAAGCCGCUAUUCGGGGGGCUUGGGUCGACCACACCGGCCGGCGCACCUCCCACCGAUGCGUCCAAGCCUGCUGGAGCACUGUUCGGAGCUAGCCUCGGGACCAAGCCGACAACCUCUGGAGCGACGAGUGGCGGCCUAUUCGGACAAUCUGCAACGCCGGCUACAACUACGACGCAGGCUCCUUCGACCGGUUCUACGGCACCGGCAGCGGGAGGGCUCUUCGGCAAGACCGGAUCCACCCCAGCCGCAGGAGGCACGUCGUCUCUCUUUGGCAGCGCUCAGCCUGCCGCCGCCGCCACAUCCGGCGCCAACACUCCUACCACCACCGCACCGGCAGCAGCCGCGAAGCCUCUCUUUGGGAGUGCUGCUGGCGCUCAGUCCGCUUCCACAGCUACCCCUGCAACUACUACAGCACCCGCGGCAUCUUCGGCAACCACAACUCCGAGCUUGUUCGGCGCCGCCACCUCCGCCAGCACGGCGGCUGCUGGCUCGACUCCAGCCAGUUCGAACCUGUUCAACUUGAAGCCGGCGACGACCACUGCAGCUCCCAGCUCCGCUGCUCCUGCGUCCGCGAGCAACCUGUUCGCCAAGCCGGCCUCUACCACAGCCCCCAGCACUACCGCCACCACAACAGCAACUGCCCCCGCUACCACCACUGCUGCCGCCACUACUUCCGCCCCUGCAACAACAGGCUUGUUUGGUGGCGCCAAGCCUGCCGGCACAACCACCACGCCAGCGCAGGAUGGCAAGAGCAGCACCGCCGCGACGCUCUCGGCAUCGACCAUGGGCCCUACGUCGCAAUUGCCGCGUCUGAAGAACAAGACCAUGGACGAGAUCAUCACGCGGUGGGCGACGGACCUGUCCAAGUACCAGAAGGAGUUCAAGGAGCAAGCGGCCAAGAUUGCCGAGUGGGACCGGAUGUUGGUCGACAACGGCGAGAAGAUCCAGAAGCUGUACACGUCCACCUACGAGGCUGAGCGCGCCAGCAGCGAGAUCGAGCGUCAGUUGUCCAACGUCGAAAGCCAGCAGGAGGAGCUCGCGGCGUGGCUGGACCGCUACGAGGCCGACCUGGACGAGCUCUUCGCAAAGCAGGGCGGCGGCGGCGGCGGGGGUGAGCAGGUUGGCGGCCCGGAUCAGGAGCGCGAGCGCACCUACAAGCUGGCCGAGAAGCUGACGGACCGGCUGGACGACAUGGGCAAGGACCUGACCAAAAUGAUCAAGGAGAUCAAUGACAUGUCGAGCACGCUCAGCAAGGGCAGCAAGCCCGAUGAUCCGUUGACGCAGAUCGUGCGGGUCCUGAACGGGCAUCUCGCCCAGCUGCAGUGGAUCGACAGCAACGCGGCCGCGCUCCAGGCCAAGGUGGCCGCCGCGCAGAAGGCCAGCGGCAACAUGGGCCCCAGCGUCUCGAGCACCGAGUCGGACGCGGCCGAGAGCUUUUACCGGUCGUAUCGGGGCGGGUACAGAUGAAAUGGGGAUGGGGGAGGAACCAUAAUGUCUUGGUCAUGAGUUGGGGUUUGUCGCGUGUAUAUUUGCAAUGUCCUACGGCGCGGGCCGCAGCUGGCCGGUUGAGACUGGCAAAUGGGUAGAGGGAAGGAAGAGAGGCAUGCGGCAUCGUCGUGCUCCUGCAGCCAGGCCUGAGAU
Thermothielavioides terrestris NRRL 8126 is the source of this 2618-nucleotide messenger RNA. RefSeq lists its product as uncharacterized. The record is from RefSeq and is a predicted model, not a curated record. The coding region runs from base 348 to 2444 and encodes 698 amino acids. Lineage: Eukaryota; Fungi; Ascomycota; Sordariomycetes; Sordariales; Chaetomiaceae. Gene Ontology annotation, molecular function: phospholipid binding; structural constituent of nuclear pore. Gene Ontology annotation, cellular component: nuclear pore; nuclear pore central transport channel. The transcript is spliced from 2 exons. Gene Ontology annotation, biological process: RNA export from nucleus; protein import into nucleus.